Molecule: messenger RNA, 1520 nt
Organism: Salvia splendens (bonfire salvia)
Lineage: Eukaryota; Viridiplantae; Streptophyta; Magnoliopsida; Lamiales; Lamiaceae
Product: TLC domain-containing protein 4
Exons: 9
Coding region: 392-1219 (275 amino acids)
Biological process (GO): lipid homeostasis
Cellular component (GO): membrane; endoplasmic reticulum
Source: RefSeq, a predicted model, not a curated record
AUUAAUCUCUCUCUCCUCUCUCACUAUCUCUCUCUCACACACACACACAGCAGGAGAGAGCACCCAACCGAGAAAACCAAAAAGAAGCAGCAUUCACGAAUUCACACACACAUGCACUUACCAUUUUCUCGAUAAUCUUGCAUCGAUUCUGCUUUCCAUUCUCGUGCUUACUUCAACCUCUCUCCAUACUCUCUUCCCCCCCCCCCCCCCAAUAUUCGCUUCUCUUUUAUCAAUAUUUUUCCAAAACCCAGGAAGAAACACAGAUCAUAUCCAUAUCCACCUCUGGCUGAAUGCGGAAUGCGAUUGACUGCCCUAGGGGUUUUUGCGGUUUUUUCAAAUAAUUAGGAGACAGAGUAUUAUCAAGUUCUACAUGGUACAGUAAUUCAGAGUGAUGGGGCGUUCUUUAAGAACUGUUGGGACACUUAAAGCUUAUCAAGACCAGGCUGGUGUGUUGGUCAAAAACUAUGUACUAGCGGAUCCUUACAUUCCAUAUACUUCUAUUGUUCUUGGAAUAUUGACUUGCAAAUUGGCCUAUGAUCUGAGUCAGAUAAUCAGCACGUUUUAUUCCAGAAAUUAUAAUACCCUCACCAAGAUUCAAAGAACAGAGUGGAAUAACCGUGGCAUUUCCACUCUUCAUGCUGUUUUUAUUUCGAUUAUGUCUUUGUACUUUGUAUUCUGGUCUGAGCUCUUCUCUGAUAAAAAUCAUUCUGGAUUAGUUACAUUCAGAAAUUCAUCUAUCUCAACAUUUGCCCUUGGGCUAUCUGUUGGAUACUUCUUGUCUGAUCUUGCGAUGAUCUGUUGGCGGUAUCCUUCUUUGGGUGGACUUGAGUAUGUUCUCCAUCACUCGCUUGCGGCAAUUGCAGUUGCAUAUGCCAUGUAUAUGGGGGAGGGUCAGCUCUACACAUUUAUGAUACUGAUAUCGGAGGUAACAACACCUUGGAUCAAUAUUAGAUGGUAUCUUGAUGUAUCUGGAUUGAAGAGAUCCAGUGCAUAUAUUAUCAACGGAGUCAUUAUAUUUUUUAGUUGGUUGGUGGCAAGAAUUCUUUUGUUUGGUUACAUGUUCUACCACGUCUAUCUUCACCACAACCAGGUGAUGAGGAUGCACACUGCUGGUUCUCUUCUGGUGUUUGUCGUACCUGUGGCACUCGCGAUCAUGAACUUAAUGUGGUUUGGGAAGAUUCUCAAGGGUUUGAAGAAGGCCUUAUUGAAAAAGACAUGACAAUCUAUAGUAAACUACUCCACCAGGACAUGGCAAUGCUGUAGACAUCCCCGCCGUUUGUUCGAUGAGACUGUAUUCUGAGGGAAAGAGGCGAAUCCAACAACAUAGACAAAAGUCAGAUAUGUACGUUCUGUCUGUAUUAGUCACUAGUAAAAUGACGUCGUUUUUGGCUGUUCGAAACGAGGCAAAAGAGGAGGCAACAGAAUAGAGAUUCCCAUUGCUGAAACUAACCCAGAAUAUGAUAUUUUGCCUGCGCAAAAUUAAUAGUAGAAGGUUUACGCUUACGCCAAAUUAUAGCAAA